This is a messenger RNA of Physella acuta, 1413 nucleotides long. RefSeq lists its product as uncharacterized. The record is from RefSeq and is a predicted model, not a curated record. NCBI's taxonomy places the organism in Eukaryota, Metazoa, Mollusca, Gastropoda, Physidae.
UUGUUUUUACACUCAUUACUCAGUAGGCGAUGUGUAGUAUCAGAAUCGAUGCUAGUUUAUAAAAGAAAACGCCGAUACCUUCUGAAGAGCCUGAAGGAUCUUCCAUAGUGGUGUGUGCUGUAUGGUGUUAAAGUCAAGUGGGGAGUUCAAAGAGUGACUGACAGCUGCUGAAUGUGAUGUGAAGGUCAAGGUUAUUUCAAUCAAACAGCUGCCACAGAUGACCAUAAGACUACAGUAAAGGCCAGUAGAGAUCUGUCACAUCAAGUUACAGGAAUCAACUUGGGUAGUCUAGAUGACCACAAUGGUAUGGCCAGUGGAGAGUAUAGUCUAGAUGACCACAACAGUAUGGCCAGUGGAGAGGAUAGUCUAGAUGACCACAACAGUAUGGCCAGUGAAGAGGAUAUCUCAACAUAUUUUACAGGUACACAUGAAGUACAAGAAUGUCUUGAAGGUCAAGGUGAGGUAGAUCUACACACACACCUGGCAAACUGCGAGAAAAAUCCUGGCCAUAAAAAGUUUGUACCUGUAAAUCAGUUAAGUGUUGAACAUUUUCCUUCUGGUUACCAUGACAACGAUUUGUAUGACCUCACAAAAGCCCUGGCUGAUGUCACUGUCAGGAUAGCCGUUGAGUUGACCAGUCCAGACAGACCAGAGUUUGUACGUGGCACUAAAGAUCCAUAUCCUUGCUACAACACCAGGGGACAGGACCCACUGAGGACAGGGACUGGGAGGGUGGGGAAGGUGACCAAGUACACAGAGGGGAUGAGGGACUACAGAACUUGUCCAUGUCCUGAAUGUGACCACUCGGACACACCCAGCAAAGUGUGGUGGAAGGUUGGUGUGUUGACAGCCAGACAUGUGGUUUUUGAUUCAAGUGAGGCGAGACAGUCCAGCUGUAGGUUGUGGUUUGAUGAUGAUAAAAGUCCAGUGGUCAAGAUUUAUGGGUGGAAGGAUAGUGGGUCAAACUCUGUGGGAGAUAUGUCAAUUUUAAAUUGUGCGACACAUGAUUUAGAUAUAGGUGACAAUCUGCAAAAGAUAAUGAUUCGGUUUAUUGAUCUAUGGCAAAAACUAGAGGACAAAUACAAGAGUCGUAGAGAUGUGGACAAGCUGACCUUUAUAGUGUCACAUCCUCAUGGCUGGUCUAAGAAGGUCUCUGUAGGUCACUGGUUACACAGGCAGGAGUUACCCAGACCGGAUGUGAACGGGCAUGUGGCGAAGGGUAAAUUGACCAGGUACACGUACACAACUUGUACCUGUCCAGGUAGCAGUGGGGCUUUUGUGUACAGAAUAGGUUGUGCUUGGUCCAGCCACCCCCAUACUGGAUCCAAGUCUACGGGAUUAAAUUAUAGUGGGUUAUGGGCAGAAUGUGACUUGUAGUUGUCUGCUCUUGUCCAGUAUGAAAACAAACAUUUC